This is a messenger RNA of Xenopus laevis (African clawed frog), 4694 nucleotides long. It is a transcript of the gene tnip1.L, whose product is annotated as TNFAIP3 interacting protein 1 L homeolog. Lineage: Eukaryota; Metazoa; Chordata; Amphibia; Anura; Pipidae. Bases 140 to 2044 code for a protein of 634 amino acids. The record is from RefSeq and is a predicted model, not a curated record. Gene Ontology annotation, cellular component: cytoplasm. Gene Ontology annotation, molecular function: mitogen-activated protein kinase binding. The transcript is spliced from 18 exons. Gene Ontology annotation, biological process: regulation of transcription by RNA polymerase II; negative regulation of ERK1 and ERK2 cascade; negative regulation of canonical NF-kappaB signal transduction.
AAUUCCAAGCCGUUUGUAAUAGGAAGUGGUGACAAGGUACCUUCCCUGCUCAGAGAGAGAGAGAGAGGAGCCUCAGAACAGACAGGGGGGGAAAUCUUGGGUGUGCAGGUGUGCAGCUGAAUGGCUGAGUGCAUUAUAGAUGGAAAGCAAAGGACCAUACAGAAUAUAUGACCCGGGGGGUAGUGAACCAAACCCUUCCAUUAACAAGGGAGCACAGUUUUUGAUGAAGGACAACCCAGCACUGAGGGAAAGCAUGGAAGGAAUCAGAAGCUUAGGGGGACUUCUGGAAGAGGCAGAAAAUGAAGUUCUCAGGCUCCGUAAGAAGGCAGAAGCUCUGGUAAAAGAUAAUAAGAAUUUACAGCCCUCUGCUUCCUUGGAUUCCCAGCCAUCUUUUCUUGAGGAAACCGUCCUUCCUAGAGAGCUGGGAGCAGGGAGUGAACAAACGGAAGGGUUAGAAAGUUCCAAAAUGACUGAUUUAGGUUCAGAUGUUCAUACAAAAGGCAACCAAAAAACCCCUCCUAGUGGAAGCUCUUCAGAGUUUGAGAUCCUGAAUGCAUAUGAAACAAGAAAGACUCCAGAAAGUAGAAAGUUGGAUCCAGGGCCCACCCUGCCACAGGAGGAUGAUACUGUGCAACUCCACUUGCAACGCAUGGAGACCUCUCUCAAUAUGUUUGCAGAAGAGCCCGAUCAGAACAGGCUUCUUGUUCACAUUAGCCGCCUGGCUCUUGACUUCAGCCGACUGGCAAACAAAGUUCAUAGGAAUGAGCAGAAGACAUCUGUUCUGCAGACUCUGUGUGAGCAGCUUAGGAAGGAGAAUGAAGAGCUAAGAUCCAAACUGGAAGCCGACUGGAACCAGAGGACGCAGGCCGAGCAAGCCCACAGGUAUGAGAACCUGGAACUGAAGAAACUUAUCCUACAAAGUGAUCGAGGGGGCGGGACAGGAUUUCACCCCGGAGGUGGAGUAGAAACUCGAGCACCAGAAGAUGCGGCCAAGUUAGAGAACUCCGGAAUCCAACAGGUAGCAAAGCUGACAGAGAAGCCAGCAGUGAAAGAUGUGUCCCUGCUGAAAAAGGUGAAAAUACUGGAACACCAGAGGACAGAGCUUCUGGAAGUGAACAAACAAUGGGAUCAACAGUUCCGCUCUAUGAAAAUGCAAUAUGAAGAGAAGAUCACAUCUCUGAGGCAGAAGCUCUCGCAAGCAGUGAAGGCUGAAAGUGAGCAAGAAGUGCAAAGGGAUCAGAAGCAGAGGGAUUUUGACCGAAAACUUCUGUUAGCUAGAGACAAAAUUGAGGAAAAAGAGUCACAGAUUCAGAAACUGGAAUCUGAGCUACAGGAACUAAAACAGAAGAACAAAUUUCUGCAUGAGAAACUGAGCUCCACCAGCAAGCAAAGGGAAUACCAGGAACGAGAGAUUACCCGACUAAACAAGGCUCUGAAAGAAGCACUCAAUAUGCCUGGGCCUUGUUCUCCCUCCUUACUCUCAUCCCUCGAGGACUCGGGACUCCCCCAGCGGGAGGAACUUCAGAUGCAGAAUGAUGUCCUUAAGCAACAGGUGAAGAUCUUUGAAGAAGACUUCCAGAAGGAAAGGAGAGACCGGGAGAGAAUGAACGAGGAUAAAGAAGAGCUAAAGAGACAGCUGGAACUGCUACACACUCAAUUGGGGCAGAUCAAUGCGCAGCUGCACUCUUGCCAGGAAGAUUUGUGCAGAGAAAGGGAAAGGGAAACUGCUCGUGACGCUGUAAGGCAACAGGCUUUAGGGGAGAGGUAUAUAGCAGAUCCCCACAUGGGCCGUGUCUGUCCCCCAUACCAGUAUCCAUACAACCCACCUGGCCUGGUCUAUCCAGCGUUUGAAGACUGGCAAAUCCAUUACCCCCCUCCAGUGGUUCAUCCGGAACACUCUCAAAUACAGGAUGUGCCCAAUGUUCCUCCCCCUGCAUACCCAUGGAGAAUGGCCACCGUCCUUCCUAGAAUGCAGUACUCCAAAACUAAGAAGGAACAAGAUGUUUCUGGCAGUGGCACACAGAACGCACCAAGACAGACAUGAAGCGCUGCAGACGGGAUGUCCUAUGCUGUCGAUUUUUUGUUGUCAUCGUGACACCUAUAAUUCUGUGUUAUUACAUCUACCCUUAUGUGCUUCUGCUUGGGCUUGAACCCACAAGUGGUUUUCUUGUAAGGAAAUUCAAAUGCACCUUGGAGCUAAUGAAAAAUUGGUUUUAUGGUUAGUUGUUGUGGAUAGAGGAGGGUACCAGAUCCAGAUGAAGAAGAAAGACAGUAUGGAUCCUUUAGGAGCUAUGGUUAAUAAGUAUUGGGUGACUAGAGGUUAAUUUUUUUUUCAUACAAUACAGAGAUCAUAUGAGGUGGUUUGCUCCAAGACUCUGCAGUUGUUAGUUAUAUUAUAGAAUGUGAAUCUUGGUAUGUUAUUAUAUUCUGGUCCUAUAGACGCUAGGUCAACACUACACCUAGAGAUCAUAAACAGAAGUGCCAUUCUACAUUGCUGUGUUUAUUGAAUGCCCUAGAUAAGACAAGCAAUGUAAUGGCUCUGUAGAACGAAAAGCAAUAUUAACAGCUGGGCCAAGUUAGGAGGGCAUCCAAGGCAAGCAGCUCUGAUCAAACAGAAGAAGUACAUGCCUAGUGUCCAUCACCACCACCUUUGCUUCCUGGGCAACCCCUAGUUCCGAACCUGAUUUUUUGAACCUAUAAAGCUCCAUGCCCCUUAAAUUGUAUUAUACUUUUAAUGUGAAAAAAUUAAAUAUAAACUCUAUUUAUAAAUAUAUGAUUAGCCCUUUUAAUAAUUAAAACUUUUUUUUUAAUUAACUGUAAUUUUCAGGUUGGAUGAAUGUUGAUGGUAAAAAAAAGGAAAUUAUUUCUGAUAUUUGAUCUUAUAGAAUUACCAUGUGAGCUGGAAGAAAAAAUUGGCCAGGGAAACGAUUCACUGUCUCCAUUAACAUGGCCUCCUGCCCACUUCUGUUUCUUGAAUGUAAUAUAAGUGUCUGCUUAUGUUUUCCAAGGCCAAAUGACCACUGAGUGGCAGUAAAUACGGCUGGGUGAUCAAGGGUCAUAGUAGCUGUAUGCCAGAGAAUGGGGGAGCUAUCUGUGGAUAAUGGGAUGUGUAAGUCAAGAGCAGCAGACAGUCGUGGAUUUGUGGCACAGCCAGAAAGGCUGUAGAUCUCUGGUGCAGCUCUGGUUUUAUUUAGGUAAAGGGCUACAGGACACAUGCAGGGGUUGAUAAAUGAAAGAUUUGGGCACUUAGCCUCAGCACUUCUAGUGUGCGUGCACAUGUGUGAGGAACGAGAUUGCAGUCUGGCCCAGGGGCACACUGAUUUGAAAUCUGGUGCUGGCAGCAGAAUAUCCAAUUAGAAAGCACUCGUUUUGCUGUUUUCACUUCAAUACUGGUGAAGCAAAUGACAGACAUUGGCAAACCUCAUAUAACAGUCUAUGGGGUAUAUUUAUCAAAGAACAAGGCAUAUUUAUCAAAGUGAAAGGUAUAUUCAUCAAAGGAUGAAUUUUCACCCUUUGAUAAAAACUCUUUUAAAAAUCCCAUAGAAAUGAAUGGAGAGUGGCGAAAUAUCACUCUAGUGAACUGUGGCGAUCCAUAACGUCAUUCAUUGAUAAAUAUACCCCAAUCUGUAUUUCCAUGGAAUUAUGGGUUUGAAUAUGUGGGUCUAAGAGCGAAAGAGACUUUUUUUUCAUUUGCUGUGCUACUGAGCCUGUAUAUCUGUUGAAAAGGAACAGAACUUCAGCGCCAGUUGUGUUUUGUUCCUGCUGUAUUGCGCUUGAUAUAGUCAAUACCUAUACGGACAGAUGUUGUUCCUUCUGCAGCUAGGCCUCUAGAAUACAAUUUAUGCCUGUUGGCCAUGCCCUCAGUUAUACUAGAGCAGUGAUCCCCAACCAGUGGCUCGCGAGCAACAUGUUGCUCACCAACCAUUGGAUGUUGCUUCCAGAGGCCUAAAAGUAUGUGCUUAUUUUUGAGUUUUGAGCUUGAGGCAAGCUUUAGUUACAUAUAAACCAAAUGUACUGCCAAACAGAAUCUCCUGUAGACUGCCAGUCCACAUAGGAGCUGCCAGUUGCCAAUGACAGCCCUUAUCUCCAUUUUUUUUAUAUUUGAAUGUGACUCAUGGGUAAAAAAAGGUUGGGGCCCUCUGCUCUAGACCAUGCAUCCUACUCUGAGAAGAAGUGUUUGGAAGGAGAGAAUUGUGAACAGGCAACAAGUAAAAAAUAGGUGAGAGCUGUCAGAAGAACAAACUAGAAAACCAUGCAAGAGGGAAAUGAUUCACCUCUUACUAUUUCCAUGAGACUAUAAAUGUAUGGUGGUCCUUAAAAUAGACAGAGUGUAUAUAAGUUAUAUAACUGGAGAGAGGUUUGGGAAAUCAGUACUAUAUACUGUACUAUACAGUUAAUCUCUGUAUAGUACAGUAGCAUCCAAGCAGCUGUCUUGUCAACUAAAUUCUCCUUUUUCAUGUUUUAUUUUGUUGUUCCUUUUUAGCUACGGUAUGUAUAUUCUUUGAUGCUAUUUAAAUGUUGAAUAUUUUACUUUAAAUGAAAGCGUUUCAUUCUUUACCAUUCCCCUACUUAGAAAUAAAACUCAGCUUGCAGUCAGCCAUGUUUACAAUGACAGAUACCUGUAUGUUUUCUUUAAAGUGGACCUGUCACCCAGACAUAAAAAGCUGUAUAAUAAAAGUCCUUUUCAAAUCAAA